CAUGUUAGCGUACGUAACAUGAUGAACACAGUUGAUGAACAAGGAUCAACCGCGUUACAUUAUGCAGCCCAGGGAGGCUUCUUAAAGAAUGUGUCUCUACUACAACAGCGCUGGACUCGCGACCGUGGAUCUAACAAGUAUUCCAACAGAGUACGCAACCACAAUGGAGACCUGCCUCUGCACUUGGCUGCGAGGUAUGGAUGGAUUGACGUUGCUAAGAAACUGCUCCAGUCACGUGACUUCCGUCAAAUCGACAUCGCCAAUGACCAUGAGAAAACACCUUUGCAUUGCGCAGCUGAGGAAGGUCAUAGUAACAUGGUAGCUGUACUGCUGGACCACCAGGCCAGUGUAACUAAGUAA
Molecule: messenger RNA, 360 nt
Organism: Exaiptasia diaphana
Lineage: Eukaryota; Metazoa; Cnidaria; Anthozoa; Actiniaria; Aiptasiidae
Product: ankyrin repeat domain-containing protein 27-like
Exons: 3
Molecular function (GO): protein binding
Source: RefSeq, a predicted model, not a curated record